AUGGCUACAGCAGGACCCCCCAGGACGUGGAUGAUCGGUGCCCUGAUCACAGCUCUGAUUCUGGGGGUGAGAGAUUGCAGAUUUUUCAGAAUCCGUCUCGGCCACCAUUCCCUGUCACCCGUUUAUGAAUCUGGGCAGCAGAUGUUCCAGGGGAUCAAAACCAUCCCCCAUCCUGGUUACUCCCAUCCCGGCCACUCCAAUGACCUCAUGCUCAUCAAACUGAACAGAAGAAUCCGUGAAACUCAGUAUGUUAAGCCCAUCAACAUCUCCUCCCGGUGUCCGUCUGCUGGAACCAGAUGCUUGGUAUCUGGCUGGGGAACAACCAGCAGCCCCAGCAUUAAAUUCCCCAAGGUCCUCCAGUGCUUGAACAUCACCGUGCUAAGUAUCGACAGGUGCAAGGAGGCCUAUCCAAGACAGAUAGAUUCCACAAUGUUCUGUGCUGGUGACAAGGCUGGCAGAGACUCCUGCCAGGGUGAUUCUGGGGGGCCUGUGGUUUGCAAUGGCUCCCUACAGGGCCUCGUGUCCUGGGGAGACUUUCCCUGUGCCCAGCCUAACAGACCCGGCGUCUACACCAACCUCUGCCAAUUCACCAAGUGGAUCCAGGACACCAUCCAGUCCAACUCAUGA
This is a messenger RNA of Puma concolor (puma), 627 nucleotides long. NCBI's taxonomy places the organism in Eukaryota, Metazoa, Chordata, Mammalia, Carnivora, Felidae. The record is from RefSeq and is a predicted model, not a curated record.